Molecule: messenger RNA, 1675 nt
Organism: Antechinus flavipes (yellow-footed antechinus)
Lineage: Eukaryota; Metazoa; Chordata; Mammalia; Dasyuromorphia; Dasyuridae
Gene: ZNF771
Product: zinc finger protein 771
Exons: 3
Coding region: 16-1176 (386 amino acids)
Biological process (GO): regulation of immune system process; negative regulation of transcription by RNA polymerase II; regulation of cytokine production
Cellular component (GO): nucleus
Molecular function (GO): RNA polymerase II cis-regulatory region sequence-specific DNA binding; DNA-binding transcription factor activity, RNA polymerase II-specific
Source: RefSeq, a predicted model, not a curated record
CUCGUGCUGUGGCCAAUGGGCAGCGCUCUCCCCCGGCACCGCCCCCAGACCCCGGCCCCAGGCCCCCGGCCCGGAGCGCUCGUAGAUCCUUGGCUGCUGCUGCAGCCUCGGCCUCGCGUGUGCCCGGACACUGGGGACCCCCGCACAGUAGCAGCAGUGGGCGGCGGCUCGUCCUCUGCCUCUCAGGUACUGGCCAUGCCGGGAGAGCAGGAGGAAGAGGAGGAGGAGGAGGAAGAGGAGGAGGAAGAGAGAGAGAUGCAAGAAGAGAUGGUACUGCUGGUGAAGGGCGAGGAAGAAGAGGGUGAGGAGAAAUAUGAAGUGGUCAAGCUGAAGAUUCCAAUGGAUGGCAAAGAGAUCCCAGGCACGGCCCCUGAGCCUCCCGCAGACCCAACCCGGCCUCACGCCUGUCCUGAAUGUGGCCGCGCCUUCGCCCGCCGCUCCACCCUGGCCAAGCAUGCCCGCACCCACACGGGCGAGCGCCCCUUCCCUUGCCCAGAGUGUGGGCGCCGCUUCUCCCAGAAAUCUGCGCUCACCAAGCACGGCCGCACCCACACGGGUGAGCGGCCCUAUGCCUGCCCCGAGUGUGAGAAGCGCUUUUCCGCCGCCUCGAACUUGAGGCAGCACCGACGUCGGCACACGGGCGAGAAGCCCUACGCGUGCCCCCAGUGUGGCCGCCGGUUUGCCCAGAGCUCCAACUAUGCGCAGCAUCUCCGCGUGCACACUGGUGAAAAGCCCUACACCUGCCCAGACUGUGGGCGCGGCUUUGGGGGCAGCUCCUGCUUGGCCAGGCACAGGCGCACCCACACUGGCGAGCGGCCCUACUCCUGCCCCGAGUGCGGGACCAGGUUUGCCCAGAGCUCAGCCUUGGCCAAGCAUCGGCGCGUGCACACCGGGGAGAAGCCCCACCGCUGCCAGGUGUGUGGCCGCGGCUUUGGCCACCGCUCCAACCUAGCGGAGCAUGCCCGCACCCACACCGGCGAGCGGCCCUACCCCUGCCCAGAGUGUGGCCGCCGCUUUCGCCUCAGCUCCCAUUUCAUCCGGCACCGGCGGGCCCACUUGCGGAGGCGGCUUUACAUCUGCGAGGGCUGUGGCCGUGGCUUCAAGCUAGCCUCUGGUGUGGGCAGAGUGGGGGGCAACGAGAGAACCGACCGGUGCCCUGAGUGUGAGGGGAGCUGAGGACGGAGAAACUGGGGGGCUGGCACAUGUAUCCCUUGGGAAGGGAUAGGGGAAGAAGCAGGAGAGAAGGCCCCACUCCCCAGGGAGGAGGAGCAGUCCUCUCCACCAUACGGGGAGAACUCUGGGAGGGGAAGUUUCUGCAUCUGUCACAGGAAGCCAGUGUUAAAAGCAGCACACUGUCUCCAGAACACCCCUAGAAUAUUCUAAAGGAGUGGAGCAGCUCUGAAAAGCCCCUGCCCUUCAACCCUGCUUACCUGGGUCUUUCCCUUUCUUCUCAGUGAGUUUCUUACUACUUUUCAAAUGUAGAAUUGAAGAGAGAAAAGUGGGAACCAGCUUGAGAAAAGAACCGGGGACCCAUGUGCCCAGGGCUCCCAGGGAUGCUUCCAGCCUAAGGGAGGAGGAGGUCAGGGGCUUCUGUUAUCUGGAGGAACUAGCCCCCCUCCUGUGUCCUAUACACAUUGGGGCCUGUGUUUGUGAAUAAAGUAUUAUCCUCCUGUUA